AUGUUGUGGCCUUUUACGUGGUUCCUUGCAGUCAUGCUUAUCGGAGUCGACUAUGGCCUGUCCUACCUGUCAGAGAUGGCAGAUACCAUGAUUGCAAUGGGCAUCGAGCCGGACCUUGGAUAUCAAGAUGCUGUUCUUUAUCUCGGAUUCGAAAAGGCUUACGAGCUUACUGGCGAUCAGAAAUAUCUGGACUGGUACAUCGGCAAGAUCGACGGCCCCGUUGUUCAAGAGGACGGGUCGAUCAAAGGCCUCAAUACAUCGCGGUACAUCCUUGACGAGUACCGAAUGGGGCACAACUAUCUGUACCUUUUUAAUGAAACUGGAGAGUCAAAGUACGAGACGGCUGCCAAUACGGUCAGACGUAUGCUGGACUCUUAUCCUCGCACCCCUUCCGGGGGCUUCUGGCACCAACAAUUCUUUCCCAAUCAAAUGUGGCUAGAUGGUAUCUACAUGGCAGAUUCAUUCUAUGCCAGAUGGACGCAUCUCUAUGACUCGGACAAUAACACAGCUUGGGACGACAUCCUUCUACAGUACGAGCUCAUACACGAGAACACCAUUAACGAGACAACUGGCCUUCACGUGCACGGAUGGGUCGAAGGAGAAGCGUCGUGGGCUGACCCCAAAACUGGCCGAGCGCCCAAUGUCUGGGGCCGUGCUCUUGGUUGGUACUUCAUGGCCCUCGUUGAAGUACUGCAGUACUUCCCCACGUCGCAUCCCGGGUAUGACCAGCUCCUCGGAUACCUUGGAUCUCUCGCAAAGGGUCUUAAAGACUCGCGCGACUCAGAUCUUGGCAGCUGGUGGCAAGUCAUGAAUGAACCUUACCCUGAACGCGAGGGGAACUUUAUCGAGAGCAGCGGCUCCUCCAUGUUUACGUGGGGAUUGUUGAAGGCUGUUGAUUUGGGAUACCUUGACUCGGAUGAGUAUCUCGGAACUGCUAAGGAUGCGUUCACAAGCUUGAUUGACAACUUUGUGACGCAAGGUGAAGAUGGGUCGUUGGUGCUGAAUAGCACGGUCGCUGAAUGUGGUUUGACCAGUUCGAAUGUCACGUUUGAAUACUACACCAGCAGACCAAAGCUGGAGAAUGGGCAAAAUGGUGUCGGUAACAACAGGGCGUCGGACGUCAACAACUAUGCCAAUUUUGCUGCAGCUGCAGAAUCUGAUGCCCUUUUGGAAAUGGCACUGCUUUCUCUUCUCAAUCAUUAUCAUUCUGCCUCACUCAGUAUCUCCUCUUUUGCGCAUCUCGGCACUGAUGUCGGAGAACGAACAUCCGAGUCGGAAUAG
Messenger RNA from Fusarium subglutinans, 1281 nucleotides. Its product is annotated as Unsaturated rhamnogalacturonyl hydrolase yteR. NCBI's taxonomy places the organism in Eukaryota, Fungi, Ascomycota, Sordariomycetes, Hypocreales, Nectriaceae. The transcript is spliced from 5 exons. The record is from RefSeq and is a predicted model, not a curated record. The coding region runs from base 1 to 1281 and encodes 426 amino acids. Gene Ontology annotation, biological process: carbohydrate metabolic process.